UCUCUCUAAAAACUCAACAAUCGUAGAUUCGUUCAACAUAUUUCCAUCUCCGAAAUGAAGAACUUCCUGACGCCUAGAAAUCAUACGUUGAGAGAAAAUCCUGACGCCGUCACAGCUUCUCCGAACCCUAAAUCGAAGCCGACCACGCCGAAUCAAAGCAACCGGAAGCUUAAAUCGAGCAAAGAGAAUGCACCACCGGCGCCGGCGUCAGAUCCGAACAUUCCGAUGUCCUCUCCUGCCGCCAAGAUGAAGAGCCCACUCCCUCCUCGCCCCCCGCUCAAGAGGAAGCUCAGUGUUGAGUCUGUGGCGUCUGAGAAUUGUGCGCCCCCCGCCAAUUCAUUAGAUUCCGGUGUGAAGGUGGUAGUUCGCGUGAGACCACCAAGCAAGGAGGAAGAAGAUGGAGAUGUAGUUCAGAAAAUUACAGAAGAUUCUUUAACAAUAUCAGGGCAAACAUUUACUUUCGACUCAAUUGCUGAUAUUCAUUCCAAGCAGAUUGAAAUAUUCGAGCUCGUAGGUGCACCACUUGUUGAAAAUUGUCUUGCCGGGUUUAAUAGUUCUGUCUUUGCUUAUGGUCAGACUGGAAGUGGGAAGACAUACACGGUAUGGGGUGCAUCCAACUCCUUGUUGGAAGAUGAUCAGCAAGGCCUAGCACCACGUGUAUUUCGAAGGCUCUUUGAACGGAUUAAUGAGGAGCAAAUCAAGCAUGCUGACCGACAACUUGUGUAUAUGUGCCGCUGCUCUUUUCUCGAGAUCUAUAACGAACAAAUAACUGAUCUAUUGGAUCCAAGUCAAAAGAAUCUCCAGAUUAGAGAAGAUGUCAAAACUGGUGUUUAUGUUGAAAAUUUGAGAGAAGAGUCUGUGUCCUCCAUGAAGGAUGUCUCACAACUACUGAUAAAGGGGUUAUCAAACCGGAGAACCGGCGCCACAUGUGUAAAUGCUGAAAGUUCUCGUUCCCACAGUGUUUUCACAUGUGUGGUUGAAUCACGCGGCAAGAGUGUGGCUGAUGGUUUAAACCGCUUGAAAAUGAGUAGAAUUAAUUUUGUUGACCUUGCUGGAUCUGAGAGGCAAAAGCAAACAGGUGCAGCUGGAGAACGCUUGAAGGAAGCAGGGAAUAUUAACCGUUCUCUUUCACAGCUGGGGAACUUGAUAAAUAUUCUGGCAGAAGUUUCCCAGACUGGAAAACAAAGGCACAUUCCAUACAGAGAUUCAAAGUUAACAUUUUUGCUACAAGAAUCUCUAGGAGGGAAUGCCAAGUUGGCGAUGAUAUGUGCCAUUUCUCCAUCUCAAAGCUGUAAGAGUGAGAGUCUCAGUACCCUAAGAUUCGCUCAACGAGCUAAAGCAAUAAAGAACAAAGCAGUCAUUAACGAGGAAAUGCAAGAAGAUGUAAGUGUCUUGAGAGAUGUGAUUCGGCAACUGAGGGAUGAACUACACCGGAUGAAGGCCAAUAAUGAUCAAACAGGUCCUAGUGGAGCAUAUGCAACUGGAUGGAGUGCACGAAGAAGUUUGAAUCUUCUUAGAUUUAGCCUCAACCGCCCCAUGAUGUUACCCCAUGUUGAGGAUGAUAGUGAUGAAGAAAUGGAGAUAGUGGAUACAGAUGAUGCAAUAAUGCCUGUAAUCCAUGAAGAAACAGGUGUGUGUACAGAUGUUAAUAUGGAAGACGAAGCAUUUGAAACAGUUGACAAGGAUAACACAGAAUUAUCUUCUGAAAUGCAACUUUCUUCAGAUGUAGAGAUCACACCUGAUAAGUCCACACAUUGCAUCGAAGAUGCUACAGCUUCUGAUCUCAGUGUUGUUCCUAUUGACUUGCCACCUGUACUAAAGUCACCAGCUCCUAGUAUUUCGCCAAGAUUAAACAGUAGCAGGAAAAGUCUUAGGACCUCAUCAACAUCAACUGCUUCUCAGAGUUUUCCCACUCAGAGUAACUUGAAGGAUGAAAAUGCAUCCAUUUCGAAACCUUCUAAUAGCAUCUGUAUGAAUUCUCUCUCUAAUCGUAAAUCCUGUUUCGCAUCGACCAAACAUUUGGCUGCUAGCCUUCACCGUGGUCUUGAAAUUAUCGAGAGUCAACGUGCCAAUCCUGCUCUGAGACGGUCAUCGUUUAGAUUCUCUUGCUUGGCAGCCGAUCUUAAGGCAGUUAUACCAGUUGUCAAAGUUAAUAUGGGUGUUCAAACCAUUUCUCUCGAUGAAGAAGAAUCUCUAUGUAGUAAAUGCAAGACUAAGAACUUCCAGCAAGAACCUGUAACCGAUGAUGAUGUCCAAAAUAUGCAGUUAGUACCUGUUAAUGGAUCACCAUCACAUGACAUAUGCACGAAGCAAGUUCCAAAGGCUGUAGAAAAGGUCUUGGCUGGAGCUAUUCGGAGAGAGAUGGCAUUAGAAGAGAUGUGUGCCAAACAAAAUUGGGAGAUAACACAGCUUAAUCGUUUGGUCCAACAAUACAAACACGAGAGAGAGUGUAAUUCCAUAAUUGGUCAAACUCGUGAAGAUAAAAUUAUUCGUCUCGAAAGCCUCAUGGAUGGAGUAUUACCUACUGAGGAGUUCAUGGAGGAGGAACUCUUGUCCCUAACUCACGAACAUAAGAUUCUUAGGGAACAAUAUGAUAACCAUCCAGAUGUUCUGAGAACAAAAAUUGAAUUAAAAAGAGUUCAAGAUGAACUGGAAAGAUAUCAAAAUUUCUUUGACUUGGGUGAGAGAGAAGUUCUGUCGGAAGAAGUACAAGACUUAAGAACUCAGCUGCAAUUUUAUGUGGAUUCGUCAACCAAGAAUGUGAAAAGACAACCCCCUCUCCUAGAGCUUUCUUCUCCUCAAGAUCCAAGUGUGGCUCCCGCUUUAUCCACUACUUGCCAUAUAACUGAGAGUGCUGAGGAGAGAUUUCAACAGGAGAGAAACCAGUGGACUGAAACAGAGAGCAAAUGGAUUUCCCUUGUGGAAGAACUCAGAAUGGAACUCGAAUCCAACCGAUCCGUUGCUCAGAGACAAAAGCAAGAGCUGGAUAUUGAAAAGAAGUGUUGUGACGAACUUAAAGAAGCAAUGCAGAUGGCAAUGGAAGGCCAUGCAAGAAUGCUUGAACAAUAUGCCGAGCUUGAAGAGAAGCACAUUCAUAUGCUCGCUAGGCAAAGGAAAAUUCAUGAAGGAAUUGAUGAUGUCAAGAAAGCAGCAGCAAAGGCAGGAGUAAGAGGUGCAGAAUCCAAAUUCAUUAAUGCUCUUGCUGCAGAAAUUUCGGCGCUUAAAGUGGAACGAGAAAAGGAGAGACGGUACUUGAGAGAUGAAAAUAAAGCGCUUCAGGCCCAACUAAGGGAUACUGCUGAAGCUGUUCAGGCUGCUGGGGAAUUACUUGUGCGACUUAAAGAAGCAGAAGAAGCCAUAGCUGCUGCUGAGAAACGAGCAAUAGUGGCAGAGGUGGAGACUGAAAAUGCAUACAAAGAGAUGGAAAAACUGAAUAAGUUGCUUGUAGCCUCUCACAUGCGUAAAGAGGAGGAAUAUGGUGGUGCUGAGGGUGAGGGGACAGGUGGCGGCGAUCAACAAUGGCGAGAGGAAUUUGCGCCAUCUUAUGAUGGUGUUGAAGACGAAGAGCCUUCUUCAUGGUUCUCUGGUUACGACCGUUGCAACAUUUAAUAAUAAAUAAAUAAAUAAAAACACAAUUGUUAGAUAUUGUUGUGACAUUAUAUGUAUGUGUGGACCAUUGUUGUAUGUUGUAAUACAGGUUCUCAUGUAUGCAAAAAAGCAAAAUCUAGAGUUCUCCUUUUCUUAUGUUGUUGUUUCCUUGUACUGAAAUCCAUGUUCAUAACAUAGCAAAUCUGAUUUCUUUUUCA
Molecule: messenger RNA, 3806 nt
Organism: Erythranthe guttata (spotted monkey flower)
Lineage: Eukaryota; Viridiplantae; Streptophyta; Magnoliopsida; Lamiales; Phrymaceae
Product: kinesin-like protein KIN-12B
Biological process (GO): microtubule-based movement
Molecular function (GO): ATP binding; microtubule binding; microtubule motor activity
Source: RefSeq, a predicted model, not a curated record